Sinocyclocheilus grahami is the source of this 1397-nucleotide messenger RNA. Its product is annotated as importin subunit alpha-1-like. Lineage: Eukaryota; Metazoa; Chordata; Actinopteri; Cypriniformes; Cyprinidae. Gene Ontology annotation, molecular function: protein binding; nuclear import signal receptor activity. The transcript is spliced from 8 exons. The coding region runs from base 111 to 1238 and encodes 375 amino acids. The record is from RefSeq and is a predicted model, not a curated record. Gene Ontology annotation, biological process: protein import into nucleus.
AGCGCCACAGUCCUUUGGUUAGAAAGCGGUAAGGUCCACUUUUUCAGUCGACUUAUAAUUUCGUUUUUAUAUUCGUUGCGAUAUACUGUGAUUGAACAGACGUCUUUAAAAUGGCUGCUGCUGCUGAGAACAGUCCACGACUCACUCAGUUCAAAAACAAAGGAAAAGAUGUCACCGAGCUGAGGCGCCGAAGGAUCGAAGUCAAUGUUGAGCUUCGUAAAGCAAAGAAAGACGAGCAGAUUUUGAAAAGGAGAAACGUGAGCAGUCUACCGGACGAGGCCACCUCUCCUCUUCAAGAGAAAAGCCAGAACUGUCAGUCUGGUUACCUGAGGAACGUCACCUGGACCCUGUCAAACAUGUGCCGCAAUAAGAACCCUGCACCUCCCCUGGACGCCGUGAAACAGAUGCUGCCAACACUUCUCCGUCUUUUGCAUCAUGAAGAUAAGGAGGUGCUGGCGGACACCUGCUGGGCAAUCUCAUACCUGACCGAUGGGCCCAAUGAAAGGAUCGAGGUUGUGGUGGAAACUGGCGUGGUUCCUCGACUGGUGCAGCUACUGGGAUCAGGCGAGCUCUCCAUUGUGACCCCUUCACUGCGUUCCAUCGGAAACAUCGUCACUGGUACAGAUGACCAGACCCAGGCGGUGAUCAGCGCUGGCGCUCUUUCCAUGUUCCCUGCUCUGCUGCGCCACCAUAAGAACAACAUUCAAAAGGAGGUGUCCUGGACCCUGUCCAACAUCACGGCUGGCAAGGACUAUCAGAUUCAGGAGGUCAUCAAUGCUGGCAUUGUGCCUUACCUGGUGGAAGUUCUCCGACGGGGUGACUACAAGACCCAGAAGGAGGCCGUGUGGGCAGUGACCAACUACACCAGCGGAGGCACAGUAGAGCAAGUGGUUUACCUUGUUCAGGCCAACAUACUAGAACCCUUGCUGAACCUGCUCUCCACUAAGGACAGCAAAACUAUUCUUGUCGUCUUGGAUGCAAUCAGCAAUAUCUUUUUGGCUGGUGAAAAGAUUGGUGAGGUUGAAAAGCUGUCCCUGAUGAUUGAGGAAUAUGGCGGCCUGGACAAAAUCGAAGCUUUGCAAUCCCAUGAAAAUGAAAUGGUCUACAAGGCCUCCCUCAACCUCAUUGAAAAGUAUUUCUCUGGAGAGGAGGAAGAGGACGAAUGCGUUGCCCCCGAAGCGACAACCGAUGGCUAUGCGUUCCAGAUCAGUGAAAGCCAAAGCACUUUCAACUUCUAAAUCUCUAAACUGUGAUCUCUUUGUAUGAUUGUUCUGAACAUUUCCUCACGCCACUCGUCUUGUUCAUGUCUGUCUUUUGUGAGGACCUCGUGUUCCGAGUUGUACAUACGAAUCUGUUUCAAUUUUAUUUGUUGUAAAUAAAAAAAAAAUGGAAAAGAA